This is a messenger RNA of Mucor mucedo, 650 nucleotides long. RefSeq lists its product as uncharacterized. The transcript has 3 exons. The record is from RefSeq and is a predicted model, not a curated record. Lineage: Eukaryota; Fungi; Mucoromycota; Mucoromycetes; Mucorales; Mucoraceae. Bases 317 to 631 code for a protein of 104 amino acids.
GAAAGGAGAGAACUUUGGCAAUCCCCUUGAGAAGGACGGAAUGAGCUUUUGCUCAAACUUACAGCACCUCGUGUGUUUGAAGGCAUCGCUCUUCGGAGCAUCUAGGCAUAUUGCCCACAAUUUUUUAAUAAUAAUGAAAACGAAAAAGCUUUGGGUAUUAGGGUGUUUAAUAAAAUAAGUAACGUGACCGUCACUUUUUUUUUAAAAUUUUAAAAUUAUAUCAUUUCGCAGUUUUUCGAGUUGUUUCCCUUUCUUUUUUUCUCUAGUAUAACAUACCCUAGCACAAUAACAAAAAACAGAAUUAUAUAAAAAAAAAAUGGGAAAAACACAAGAAGAAACCAUGAAUAAUCCUUUUAUUCCUCAAGAUAGUAAGCUUCAUGCUUUGACAAGAGCUGAGGAAGAAAACUGUUAUAAAGAUAUGAAGGCAAAAGCCCUUGAAUUCUGUCAAUUACCUAUCAAAGACUUUGUUACAUGUAGUAAAGAACACAACGUUACUGUCAUGUGGACUUGUAGAAAAAAAUUGAAGGCCAUGAACAAUUGUUUGAACGAAAAAACUUCUCAAGUAGAAUUAGAUAAACUUAUGUUGGCCAAAUUAGCAAAGAAAAAGUUGGAACAACAAGCUUCUAAAUAAAAUAUAUCACAAUACGCAU